AAGCUGUUUCAAAUAGACAGAACUGUUGACUUAACAAAGCACUCAGAUGGCAACGCAAGACACACAUCAGGAGGUCUGGGAGAGCAGUCUCUUGUGCCAAGUGAGAACACCACUUCCACGGAUCAUAGUAGCAAAGCAGUUAAAAAGGACGGCAGGCAGAAUGCAGCGCUUGUGAGGAGACCGAAGAGGAAGGAGUACAAUGAUGAGUCUGGGAUGGAUACACACUCCUCUCCCAGAGUACGCAGGGCAACCACAUCCAGGGCUGAGAGGAUCUGGCCAGGGGGGGUCAUCCCCUAUGUGAUCGGAGGAAAUUUCACUGGAACCCAAAGAGCUAUCUUUAAGCAAGCUAUGAGGCACUGGGAAAAGCACACCUGUGUGACGUUUGUGGAGAGAACUGAUGAAGAGAGUUUCAUUGUAUUCACAUACAGAACAUGUGGAUGCUGCUCGUAUGUGGGUCGCCGAGGAGGGGGCCCUCAGGCCAUAUCCAUUGGAAAGAACUGUGACAAAUUCGGCAUUGUGGCUCAUGAGCUGGGUCACGUGGUUGGUUUCUGGCAUGAGCAUACACGGCCUGACAGGGACCAGCAUGUCACUAUCAUCAGAGAGAACAUACAGCAAGGUCAGGAGUACAACUUUUUAAAGAUGGAAGCUGGGGAAGUGAACUCUCUGGGAGAGACCUAUGACUUUGACAGCAUCAUGCACUAUGCUAGGAACACGUUCUCAAGAGGGGUUUUUCUCGACACCAUCCUCCCUCGUCGUGAUGGUAACGGAGUCCGGCCAACCAUUGGUCAGCGUAUUCGUCUGAGUCUGGGAGACAUCGCUCAGGCAAGGAAGUUGUACAAGUGCCCAGCUUGUGGAGAGACCUUGCAGGACACAACAGGGAAUUUCUCAGCCCCUGGCUUUCCAAACGGUUACCCCUCCUAUUCCCACUGUGUCUGGAGAAUCUCGGUGACCCCAGGGGAGAAGAUUAUGUUAAACUUCACAUCGAUGGACCUGUUUAAAAGUCGCCUUUGUUGGUAUGAUUAUGUUGAGGUGCGUGAUGGCUACUGGAGGAAGGCUCCGUUACUGGGUAGAUUUUGUGGCGACAAGAUCCCUGAACCAAUAAUUUCCACAGACAGCAGGCUGUGGAUCGAAUUCCGGAGCAGCAGUAACAUCCUGGGCAAGGGCUUCUUUGUGGUCUAUGAAGCUAUUUGUGGUGGAGAAGUUCACAAAGAUGCUGGCCAGAUCCAAUCUCCCAAUUACCCGGAUGACUACAGACCUUCCAAAGAGUGCAUCUGGAAGAUCACAGUUUCUGAGGGCUUUCACAUAGGAAUCACAUUCCAAGCCUUUGAGAUCGAAUGGCAUGACACGUGUUCUUAUGACUACCUGGAGAUCCGAGAUGGCCUCACUGAACACAGCCCAUUGAUCGGUCACUUCUGUGGCUAUGAAAAGCCAGAAGAUGUCAAAUCCAGCUCAAAUAAAGUAUGGAUGAAGUUUGCAUCAGAUGCAACCAUCAAUAAAGCAGGCUUUGCAGCAAAUUUCUUUAAAGAAAUGGAUGAAUGUUCUCUGCCAGACAACGGUGGGUGUGAGCACCUCUGUGAGAACACACUGGGCAGCUACAAGUGCACCUGUGAGCCUGGCUACGAGCUGACUGCUGAUAAGAAGAGCUGUGAAGCUGCCUGUGGGGGCUUCAUCACCAAGCUCAAUGGGACCAUCACUAGCCCUGGAUGGCCCAAGGAAUAUCCUACUAACAAAAACUGCGUCUGGCAGGUGGUAGCUCCAGCCCAGUACCGGAUCUCUCUGCAGUUCGAAGUGUUUGAGCUGGAAGGCAAUGAUAUCUGUAAAUAUGACUAUGUUGAGGUUCGCAGUGGGUUGGCUUCUGACUCCAAGCUGCACGGCAAAUUCUGUGGCUCAGAGAAACCUGAAGUAAUCACAUCAAACAGCAACAGCAUGAGACUGGAGUUCAAAUCAGACAACACAGUCUCCAAGAAAGGGUUCAAAGUUCACUUCUUCUCUGACAAAGAUGAAUGCUCCAAAGAUAAUGGUGGGUGCCAGCACGAAUGUAUCAACACCUUUGGGAGCUAUGUAUGCCAUUGCAGAAAUGGGUUCAUGCUGCAUGAAAAUGGCCACGAUUGCAAAGAAGCUGGUUGCGAGCACAAACUGAGCAGCGCAGAGGGAAUGAUGAGCAGUCCAAACUGGCCUGACAAGUACCCUAGCCGGAAAGAGGGCACUUGAAAUAUCUCUGCAACACCUGGCCACCGAGUGAAAGUAAUCUUCAAUGAGUUUGAGAUUGAACAGCACCAGGAAUGUGCUUAUGACCACUUAGAAAUGUAUGAUGGGCCCAACAGCAAGUCACCUAUCCUUGGCCGCUUCUGUGGCAGCAAGAAACCAAACCCUGUGGUUGCUUCUACUAACAAGAUGUUCCUCAGGUUUUACUCUGAUGCUUCUGUACAGAGAAAAGGCUUCCAGGCAAAGCAUAGCACAGAGUGUGGUGGGCGCUUAAAGGCUGAAGUACAAACUAAGGAGCUGUAUUCCCAUGCUCAAUUUGGGGACAACAACUACCCAGGACAGUCCAACUGUGACUGGGUGAUUGUAGCUGAAGAUGGUUAUGGGGUGGAGCUGAUAUUCCAGACAUUUGAGAUUGAGGAGGAGGCUGACUGUGGAUACGACUACAUGGAGAUCUACGAUGGUUAUGACAGCACUGCACCCCGUCUGGGACGCUUCUGUGGCUCAGGGCCUUUGGAAGAAAUCUACUCUGCAGGGGACUCGAUCAUGAUUCGAUUCCACACAGACGACACCAUCAACAAGAAAGGCUUUCACGCCCGAUACUUAAGUACCAAAUUUCAGGAUGCAUUGCACGUGAGAAAAUAGUUUGACUGCUCCUCACAGACAUUCCCCAUCUGAAGACUGAGACAUUUAACUGUGAUCUUUGUCUUUUUUUUUUUUUUUAAAGCUCCUGUGCACCUGGCCAAAAGCAGUGUACAGUAUUUUCUGUAACUAAAAGUAAAUCCAGUUCAAAGGUUUGCUUCUGAAAAAAUUAGCAUGACCUUUCUUUUGCUAACAUACCCAGGACCAAAAAUUGUCUUCUAGUCACACCUGCCAGGGCAUAAAUCUUGUAUUUUGCACAGCUUGCCAAGGGCUGAGUGAAGACUGAAUUUGAAUUGAAAAAAGCCUUAUUCUCUUGCAUAUCCUGUUUCUAGGUGACAUUUCUUAAGUAGCCUAUACACAUGAGCUGAAUGCAUCUUCUGGAGCAGAUGCUAUGGGCAGCCACGCAGUAGGAUUUUCUCAGUGGACCUUUGGGGCCACCCACUGUCCCCUACCAGCCCAAAACACUCUGUGCAAUAAGUCAGAUGACUGUGGCUCCAGAUUCCAUGACUCCUUCUGUCCCAUCUAUUUAUUGUCUUGGUUAUUGUGUGUGUAGGCAGGGGCAUGGGGAGGGUCUCUUUAGGGCUGUUACCCACUUGGACCAUGAUCAACAAGAAGUGCCCAGCACCUGAUUUGCAGCAAUUGUCAUGGUGCAUGUUGAAUGGAAUCAUUUCAGUGCAGCGGCCAAGGGAAAGUCUGUGGCUGAUGGGGAAGUGCUGUGGUGACAGUCAGGGCACACUUAGCCACUGGAGCACUCACAAUCUGGUCCCAUUACUCUGCCAAGACAAGGCAGCUCAGAUGGCUGUGGCAACAAUCCAGGCCUUAUCUUAAGUAAAAAUCUUCUCUCAUCACUCCACCCUUCUUUGCUUUCCCAGUCUACUUUAUGCUCCUUCCUUCCCGCCCUUCCAUUGUUCCCUAGUGCUACUUCCUCAUAAGUCCUCCCUUCUCUUGGCUGAGCUGCUCUUCCCGGAGUUCCCCGCAGCAACCUUAGAGCUCUCUGCCACGCCAGCUAGCAGAACAUCUCGCAGAAGGAAAUGCCAGGUCAGAGUUAGUCAGAAUAUCUCAGCACUGUGUUGCUGGCUGUGCCUCAGGCAGAGGAGCACAGGCUGUGCUAGAGGUCAGUUCUGGUGAGCUCUGGGAACCUGCUGAGCAUGCGUAUGCCCAAGGCCUGGGACUAGGGACAGGAGAGCUCCUCUGGUUUUUGCUUUAUCCCCAUUCUUUGCUGAGCCAUGGCCCAGUCUCUUGACAUCAUUGCAAGUCUGUAACCCAGAUGUGCAAGAUGGUGACUUAAGCACUUUGUGCUGUAAGGCUGAGAUAUGCUGUAUGUUACAGUUAUUUAUGUAUAUGGAAGCUACUGAACCAUGGGCUUGCAAAAUUAACGGCUAUCUUGGCACUUCUUUGGGAAAAAAUAUGGGAAACUGCACCUUUGGGGGAACUGCUGUAAUUGUGCUGUUGUUACGGGAAGAAAAAGAAGACAAGACUUUAUUCUGAAUGGCAUUUCAUUAAGGCACUCAUGGGCAAUUACAGGCUAAAAGCUGAGGUAUGUUAGCUUUAAUAAAGUAUUUAUAAUCCAAGGAUUACUAUGUUUACAUAACCAAUGUACUGUCAGGCUCAAGGAUGACACCUCCUCCUCUGGUGUAUGACUGUGGGGAAACGUGGGGCUAGCACCAGCGUCAGGCACAAAUGACAUUCUUGGAGAUGAGGGCGUUUCUGGACGGAUAAUAAAUAGACCCCAACCCUCUCCACAAGUCUUUAAACAGAAUAUGAUCCAAGUAUUGUGAAUACUAGUGGAAGCAAAUGCAUGAAAAUAUUUUCUAUCUUAGAACAAGAGAGAAAAGUAAUUUGUACACACAUACACACACGCACACACUUUUAUGUAUAUAAAAUCUGCCUGUAGAAGACCAGUAGUCAAAGCCUUAAUAAGUGUCAUAUGAACGAUAUUGUACCAUUGACCAUAGCUUUAUUGCAGGCUGUACAAAACCAUAUUAUUUCUGUUUGUUUGUUUUUUACUUCUAUUUUGUGUCUCUUUUAAAAUGUUAUAGCCACCUUUUUAUAGGCAAAGCUUUUGAUCUUUUGCUGUUUGACAACCCAGGCCUGCAGAAGUGAGCUCUACUAGAUGGGGUCUGCUUUUGUCCCUCUCUUACUUGCCCCAUUCAAGCAAAAUCCAAGUGACUGAGGGCCGGAAAUAAAGUCAUGACAUUCACGUUCCCUGUGAAACAGAAGGAAAGUUUCAUUGGCAAGCAGUAGUUCAGAUUUCCUGGCUCUCUAAUGGGAGUAAUUAAUCUGGAGAGAAGUUACUUUAGAAGCUUGUUGUGUACUUCAAACAUCUUUAUUUCAUGUUCUGAUAGUUUCUCAUCUUCCUUGGUCUUUGGAUUGUAUACUCUGGUUCGUUGCAGGUGCUUGCAAUGUGGUUUGACAGAUCUGCUACAUUUAUUAGCAUUCAAACAGAUGUCUCGUGACAGUGUAUUCACAACUGUUGUAGUUUGUGUUUCAGCCGGUGAUCUAUGUAGAACAUUUCUGCCUGUACCAACUAGGUUUAACAGUCAAUAACUUGAAUGCGUGAAAGUUUCUUUUAAAAACAAGAAAAAAAAUGUCAGAGUCUUUAAGGUGUGCAUACAUAUUCCAGUCUUUCUGUGGUUUUACAUUUCACUGAAUAAAAUCAUUUUUUAAGAGGGGGAAGAGAGGAGGGCGUGGGGGCAAUCCCAUAUGUACCUAUGCCCAGAACUAGUCUCUGCAUUCAUUAAAGACUGUGGAUUCAGUUGCAUGUUCUGUUGUGUGCAUGCAUUUACUGUUUCUUCAAGGGGAGGACAUUUCUUAAUACAUUCCUUGUUCUGCCAUCUGUUGUUUGUGUCUGCUACUAAUGCCAGUUGGGAUUUACUCUGCAGAAAAUGACUUUCACUUGCGCCUUUAUCUUUGUCUUGGUUUUUGGA
Molecule: messenger RNA, 5771 nt
Organism: Struthio camelus australis
Lineage: Eukaryota; Metazoa; Chordata; Aves; Struthioniformes; Struthionidae
Source: RefSeq, a predicted model, not a curated record